AUGAAGCUCUCUCUAUUCUCUCUCCUCACCCUCGGCCUCACAGCCGGUACUUUGGCCCAGCCCACUCGCGUCGAGCGCGAUCUCCCUACUGUCACCGGGGUCCUAUCUGGCAUAGGCCCUAAGGUCGAAGCCCUUGACUCUGCCAUUCAGUCCUACUCGGGUGGUGAUGUUGCCAAGGUCCAGAGCGCAUCCGACGCCCUUGUUGAAGCCAUCAAUGCCGGAACUACCAAGGUCAAGGGUACCUCCUCUCUCAGCACCAGCGAUGCUCUCGGCCUUCCUGGCCCCGUCAACGAGCUGAAGGACAAGAUCUCCACUGUCAUUACCCACCUCUCCAGCAAGAAGUCGCAAAUCGUCAAGGCAGGCAAGGGUGGUCAGACCUACAAUGACUUGACCCAGCAGAAGACCGCGGCCAAGAAGCUGUCGAACACUAUUGUCUCCAAGGUCCCUGACAGCUUGCAGGAUCUUGCCGGCAGCAUUGCUGGUGGUAUCUCGACGGCUAUCGAGAAGGGUAUCAAGGACUACCAGGACCAGGAGGGCAAGGGUGGUUCUUCCGGUGGUUCGUCCAGUAGCUCUAAGGAGACUGAAGAAGCCCCUAAGGCCCCUGCUGCUUCUCCUUCUAGCGAACCUGCCCCUGCUAGCGCCCCCGCCCCUUCUAGUGAGCCUGCUCCUGCCAGCAAACCCGCUGCUGCCCCCGCUCCCGCUGGUGCAUGUGCUGCGGCCUACUAA
Molecule: messenger RNA, 726 nt
Organism: Aspergillus affinis
Lineage: Eukaryota; Fungi; Ascomycota; Eurotiomycetes; Eurotiales; Aspergillaceae
Product: cell wall mannoprotein 1 family protein
Exons: 1
Coding region: 1-726 (241 amino acids)
Cellular component (GO): extracellular region
Source: RefSeq, a predicted model, not a curated record